Molecule: messenger RNA, 1719 nt
Organism: Carcharodon carcharias (great white shark)
Lineage: Eukaryota; Metazoa; Chordata; Chondrichthyes; Lamniformes; Lamnidae
Product: MARVEL domain-containing protein 2-like
Exons: 7
Coding region: 1-1719 (572 amino acids)
Biological process (GO): bicellular tight junction assembly
Cellular component (GO): apical plasma membrane; bicellular tight junction; cytoplasmic vesicle
Source: RefSeq, a predicted model, not a curated record
AUGUCUUCGGAUUGGAGCACUGUAACCUAUGGUUACGGCAGGAACCGGACAGUAGCCAAUGACGAAGAGGCUGAGUAUUCUGACCCGCAGAGGCAGAUGCUGCCCUCACACUUGAUGUCAAACACAGAGACAAGCACCAGCAACGAAAGUGACACUUUCAGAGCAAUGGGUGAGCCCCCUCCUUUGCCCCUACAGUUGCCAGUGGGUGAACCAGAAACAGAGAUGCCCGUGCCCGACAUCAAACCAAAGAGAAGAUUCAUCCCCGACUCUUGGAAGAAUUUCUUAAGGGGCCGCCAUGGGCGUGCGAAGCAGAUGUUCAACUUUAAAUUGGCAUGGGGAGUGGAGGAGGAUUCACCCCCAGUGUCACCUCUUCUGAGCCGGCGCAGGACCGCAUCGAUUGGCAGCGGUGCCUCUGAGGAGGAUUCCCAGCAGGCAGCCAAAAAUAAGAACUCGAGGAUGUUCGAUUGUGGGACAUGGACAGAAAAGGAAAUGGAAGCAGGAACAACAUUUCGGAGUGAUUUCACGGAGAAGCAGCCCGAAUCAGCCCAGAGCUACAUGGAGAGAGUUCACGUCUAUCAGUUGAAACAUGCUUACAUGAAGUCGUGGCCAGGGUUGCUGCGGGUACUGGGAGUGAUAGAGCUGCUCUUCGGAGCAAUGGUGUUUGCCUGUAUAUGUGCAUACAUUCAGAAAGACAACCAGUGGUACAAUGUCAUUGGGGGAUCUUUGCCAAGCUAUGGGUUUGGGAACAAUUAUUACUACAGCGGACCCAAAACCCCUUUUGUCCUGGUCAUGGCUGGCCUGGCCUGGAUUGUCACAGUGGGACUCCUGGUCUUGGGACUGACACUCUAUUAUAGAACCAUUCUCCUUGACUCAGAUUGGUGGCCUCUGACGGAAUUCAUUAUAAACACUUGCCUCUUCUUUUCAUACAUGGCGGCUGGCAUUGUCUACAUCAAUGGUUUCAGUCUUGAGGGUCUGUGCUAUACCAUGAUGGCCAACAGCCCCCUGUACUACCAGCUGUGUCAGGUGCUGAGUGGGCAGAUUGCAGCCGCAGCCUUCCUAUUCGUCAACAUGCUCCUGUACCUGAUCAGUGCAAUUGUGUGUCUCAAAGUGUGGCGUCAUGAACAGACCAGACGGGAAAGAGAAGCCUUUAGGAACAAGGUACACUCUGCUACAUUAGUAGAUGAGGCAACAGUGUCUAGGGUCACCAAAAACAUCCAGCUCUGCUCCAAUGGUCCCAGCGCCCUCAACAAAUCUAUUCCAGCCGGAUAUAUUCCAAAGCCCCUCAUCAUUCCUGAUUAUGUAACAAAGUACCCAAAGAUCGAAUCUGGGGAGGAACGAGAGCGUUAUAAAGGAGUGUUCAACGACCAGUAUGCCGAAUACAAAGAACUACACUCUGAGAUCUAUGCAGCCAACAAAAAGUUCAGAGAGCUGAAGGAUCUGAUAGAAAAACUGCCUCGAUACACAGAGAGUUCAGAGGAACACAAGAGGAUAAUGAAGAUUGUUGAAGAUUACAAGGAGAAGAUCAACGACCCAACAUUUGUGGAGAAGAAAGAACGAUGCACGUAUUUGAAGAAUAAGCUCUCAUACAUCAAACAACGAAUCCAAGAAUAUGAUUUCGAAUGCAGCUCCAGGGACAGGAAAAACAAAGCAAUUGCCUCCAGGGCGCUCAGGCUGACAGUCUUUGAGUUGAAAAGGUCACGUAAACCACCUUUAAAAUAA